UCCGAGUAGAAAAAGGGGAUUUUUUUUCCUUCUUUCUAUAAGGAACUAAAUAUUCUCUUUGCUGAUUUGUUGAAUGAUUAACUUCUUCAUCAAUUUGCUCUCAAAUUUCAUCGAGGGGAGUUGAGGCAAGGACAUUCAGAGCUUGGGUUAGCCAGUCUAUGGAGACAUGAUUUAUCUAAGCAUUUUCUUAUUUUUGAUGCUUUACGGAAGAGGUUUGGCUCAGGAUCAAACAUAUGUCAUUUCCGCCCCUAAGUUUAUCCGUGUUGGAGCCUCUGAGCAAGUAGUAAUUCAAGCUUAUGGAUACACCCAAGAAUUCCAGGUCACAAUCUCGAUCAAAAGCUACCCGGAUAAAACAAUUACAUAUGCCUUCGGCACCAUCCCAAUGACUCCAGCCAACCGCUUCCAAGGCUCGGUCACCUUAACGGUUCAGCCGAAGGACUUAAGGACCGAUGAUCCCCAGAAACGAGUGGAGUCUGUAUAUCUGGAAGCAACGUCGCCCCAUUUUACGAGGCAGAAGAAAAUGCUGCUGAUGUACGACAACGGCUUUUUAUUUGUUCAGACGGACAAGCCUGUUUACACUCCAGAUCAAUCCGUGAAGGUCCGAGUCUACUCACUGAAUGAAGAACUGAGGCCAGCUCGGCGUGCGGCUGUCUUAACUUUUGUGGAUCCAGAUGGAGUAGAAGUGGACAUCAUACGUCAAGAAGAUGCUACCGGAAUCGUCUCAUUUCCUGAAUUCAAAAUUCCUCCAUAUCCUAAGUAAAUCUUAUUGACAUUUUCAAUACAAUACCUUGAAUUAAAUAUUAGCUUGCAAGCGAAAUGUACAAACACCGCAGUGAAAUGCUGUGGAAACAAAUUUGUGGGUAUGUAGAUUCCUGCAUAAAAAUAUACAUUUGCUUAAUAUGCAUCUGCAUAGAGGGACG
Molecule: messenger RNA, 920 nt
Organism: Thamnophis sirtalis
Lineage: Eukaryota; Metazoa; Chordata; Lepidosauria; Squamata; Natricidae
Source: RefSeq, a predicted model, not a curated record